Amorphotheca resinae ATCC 22711 is the source of this 3756-nucleotide messenger RNA. RefSeq lists its product as hypothetical. The transcript has 5 exons. The coding region runs from base 446 to 3334 and encodes 962 amino acids. Gene Ontology annotation, molecular function: ATP hydrolysis activity; ATP binding. NCBI's taxonomy places the organism in Eukaryota, Fungi, Ascomycota, Leotiomycetes, Helotiales, Amorphothecaceae. The record is from RefSeq and is a predicted model, not a curated record.
CCCCCCCCCAUCAUAUGCUCUUCUACUCUUCUACUCUUCUGCCCUUCUUCUUCCCCCUUUCUUUCUUUCCCGUCCCCGUGCCUCCCUUCCCUUCCCUUCCCUUCCAUCUGCUGGGAGCCUGACCCACGAGGACGGCGCUGUGCCUGCUGACCUGCAAGGUGUCUGGUGAUUCCAAGCUGUGGCCAAAUCACCACUCUCCAAAAGAAAUUACACAGACAGUUGGCAUCACUGCAGGACCGCUUUCUCGCGUCACAUUUGUGGAUCUCGAGCUGAUCAGAGCUCUUCUAUUUGGCACGCCGAUCAACUGGACGACGACAACUCGGCGAACACUCUGCAACCCGGCCGCCAAUAGUGCAUGAUCUGGGGGUAAAAGCUCUGCACUUCUCUGCAAUUCUCCCAGAUCCUACUCUUCCUCUUCCUCUCCUACUCCGUCGGUUCAUUCAUCAUGGAUACCCCAAGCACGAGCACGAGCACGAGCCAAAGCGUGCAGGCAACGGAGAGGCACGAAGCUCCCCCAGAGGUCGGUAAAGGAAGUUCAAGCGCAAGAGUAGAGACGAAGCAGCGAUCACCUGAGAAAUUACCCAAAUCAAAGAGCAAGACGCCCAAGUCGAAAGAAAUGGGCGGCAAGUCAAAGUCGAAGGCAGCGAAAGAGGCUGUCGGUAGCGAUACUGAGAAAUCAGAAGGCUUGGACGACUCGGACAGCGACGAUUCAACCUCAAGCGAAUCAGAAGAAGACUCCGAGACGGACACAGAAACGGAGAGGAAGAAGAAGCGGAAGGCGAAAAAGAAGGCCAAGCAGAAGGCCAAAGAGAAGCGUAAUGCCAAGUCAAAGCGGAAGGCUAAGAAGGAGGUUUCCUCCGACUCCGAUUCAGAUUCCUCAUCGGAUUCGGAUUCAACGUCAGAAGCAGAGACUCAAUCGGAGGUCGAAGAAGAAUUGGACCCUCUGGAUGACUUGGACGAGACUGCCGAGCUCCAACAGCUCCUACAGAUGCAACAGCGAAUACAACAACUCCAGGCCGGUAGGCCAUCGUGGCGUCAGCCUCCUAUGCCAACUCGAUCACGACGCGAUUUAGGCAGACAGGCACCGCGCAGUGGUAGGCAUCGCGCUUCUGCGAAACUCGAUUCUCAUGGCUCAAAGAAGAGCAAGAAAGAUACAAAGAAGAAGAAGAAGAAGCGGGGGAGCAAGCUCGAGUACAAGAGAGUCGAUCAGCUAUGGGACAACACGAUCCAUAACUACAAGCUCUCGGACACCGCAGAGGAUGAAGAGAGCUCCGAAUAUGACCAGUAUUUGUUCAAUGUUCGGAGAACAUUCGACUGGGAGGGGAAGUACAAGACAACGGUUGUUGAUAUCAAGAGCAAGUUGCUCAAGGAUGCUUUGAAUGAGGUAAUGGAUGGGGUUAAGGGCGUCAGCUUGGUCGAAGAGACCCCAGUCGUUGACCCCAACUUACUUUUUCUCUACCUCGAGGAUCUUCGAAAAUGUUGCAAGGAGCUGAAGAACAAGAAGGUCACGGUCAAGAAGGGGAAGCGGAAAGCCAAGAAGCGGAACGAGACCAAGCGAAAGCAUCUCAAGGUCCUAUUGAAAUAUCUCGACAAGGACUACGCCUCAACCAAGAAAACCCUAUAUCCCAUGCUCGAAUCUGGCAUCAUCACGUUUGAUCUCCUAUGGGCACUUUACAAGCCAAACACACUUGCCUACACCACUACUUAUGGUUCCUACAACGAACCACGAGCAUUUAAAAUCGAGUUGGCCGACAAGGAAUUUAGUUUCAUGAAGGGAGAGUGGUACAAUAUUGAGGGAAGAUAUCUAGAGUACGACGGAAAAGUUUGGGGAAUGGGAACCAUGGAUUGCGACGUCCCUGCUUUCAAGGGGGCAAGAAAAAUCACUAGUCUGAACUGCUACCCUCUGAAAUACCACAAGAACGAGGCGAAGAUCCGAGCUGAGUUGAUCGACCGUGGUAAAAAGUUCGUUUCUCUGCAGGGUGUGAACUAUAGAAGCCACGAGGGAUUAGCCUAUUACAAGAAGAACAGGCAGAUCAUCAAGGUCAACAUCAAUGGCAGGAUUAUGAUUGAUCCGGCCAUUCAUCGUCGGAUCUUGCCAAAUUACAAUGUCAGCACGGUCAAGCCACAAGAUCCGGAUUUGCUUGAUUCUGAUUCAGAUGAUGAGGGUGGUUGUGGCUGCGGAGACAGUUCCGAUGAUGACCAAGACCGGCCUAUAGAGGAGAGAAGGGGGAAAGACAAGGGGGAUGACCAGCCCAAGAUGAAGAUGAAGAUCGUUAUGGAUGAAAAAGAGGAAGCUCACAUCAUCCAAGUCCCGGUCGAUGCAGAUGGCCAGGAGAUCGUCGUCGAGAAGCUCGAGGAGGUCCCGAGCAAGAUAGCCAAUGAUGAUGGUGACGCCGUCGUUGACGAAGAUGACAAGAAGGAAGUCCCAGUCUUCACAGACGAGGAAUACUUGAUUGCAUCUCCAGUCGUUCUCGGCUUCGCCUUCGCCGAGAAGCUCUGGCUCGAAUUCACCGUUUCAGGAGUCAAGGACAUUGUCUGGAACGAAGGAGCCUACGACUCCUUGGUCCUUGAAGACAACACCAAAGCCAUCGUCAAAGCUCUUGUCGAAUCUCACAAAUACCAUCCCGCCGAAAGCAUCGAUGACGUUAUCCAAGGCAAAGGCAAAGGACUUGUUGCCGUUCUCCACGGUCCCCCGGGAACAGGAAAAACGCUCACCGCAGAAGGUAUUUCGGAGUUGCUGAAAUGCCCACUCUACAUGGUCAGCGCGGGCGAGCUGGGCACCGAUCCACGCUCUCUCGAAUCCGAACUCCAGAAGAUCCUCGACAUCGCGCACGCCUGGGGCGCCCUACUCCUCCUCGACGAAGCGGAUGUCUUCCUAGAGAAGCGCACGAUCCAAGAUAUCCACCGUAAUGCCCUAGUGUCUAUCUUCCUCCGCAUGCUGGAGUACUUCCAAGGCAUCCUCUUCCUGACCACCAACCGCGUCGAGACCUUCGACGACGCCUUCCAAUCCCGCAUCCAUAUCGCGUUGCGCUACGGCGAGCUGAGCCCCAAAGCCAAGAAGAGCGUCUUCAAGAUGUUCAUCGAACGCGUGCGGGUCUUGGAGGGUGUCGAUACCAUGCCCUUCACCGAGGAAGAUUACAAUACCCUCGCACGCCACAAUCUAAACGGUCGACAGAUCAAAAACACCAUCCGCACCGCCCAAGCGCUCGCCGUCAACAACCACGAACCUCUGAGCAUGAGCCACAUCAAGCGCGUCCUCGACGUCUCCAACGCUUUCGAUCGUGACCUUAAAGGCGGUCCCGGCUUUGACGAUGCUAUGAGGAGUUAUUUCUAAUGCCGGGUCAAAAUUUGGGGUUUCCUUUCUCUUCCUCUCUCUCUGAUUCUAACUCGGGUAUUCAUUCAUGUAAGCAAGAAAGCAUGUAAGCAAGGGAAACAGGGUCUGGAGAUGGCGUAUUGCCUAUUUCAUUUUAUUUAUCUAAUUCAUAUUCAUAAUGCGAUGCUGCUAUGUUAGUUAACUGAGCGAUGGAGUGACCGAGCGAGCGAGAGAAAGGGGGUUUGUAGGGGUUGAGCUUUAUCAUACGUGAUUUAGGCAUUUAACUUCUUGACUUUUUUAUUUCAAGGACUAUUCAUUCAUUGAUUGAUUGAUGGGUGAAAAUAACUAGUUAGCUAGUUAGCUGGCAGGGUAGGGAAAUGAAAAUGAAAAUGGAAAUGGAAAUGGAAAAGCAAAAUUCAGACACGAUUCGUUUAAGAAUUCCC